This is a messenger RNA of Bombyx mandarina (wild silkworm), 4091 nucleotides long. It is a transcript of the gene shi, whose product is annotated as dynamin-1 shibire. Gene Ontology annotation, cellular component: cytoplasm; microtubule; synapse. The record is from RefSeq and is a predicted model, not a curated record. Lineage: Eukaryota; Metazoa; Arthropoda; Insecta; Lepidoptera; Bombycidae. Gene Ontology annotation, biological process: synaptic vesicle budding from presynaptic endocytic zone membrane; receptor internalization. Gene Ontology annotation, molecular function: GTPase activity; microtubule binding; GTP binding.
CACCAUAUUGAAAAAUAAUAGUAGUUUAUCGAUGAUGAACUGAUGAUGAGCGAGUGGAAAUCGUGUAUUUGGUGAUUGAAUAUUAAUGUAUUAUAUUAAAAAUGGCUGGAAAUUUUGGAAUGCAGCAGUUGAUUCCUAUCGUAAACAAAUUACAAGAUGCAUUUGUACAAAUGGGCGUGCACAUGUCCUUAGAUCUUCCACAAAUCGCUGUUGUGGGUGGUCAGUCGGCAGGAAAGAGUUCUGUUUUAGAGAAUUUUGUCGGGAGGGAUUUUUUACCAAGAGGCUCUGGCAUUGUCACACGUCGUCCAUUAAUUCUGCAGCUUAUAAAUGGAAAUACAGAAUAUGCAGAAUUCUUACACUGCAAGGGAAAGAAGUUCACGGACUUCAAUGAAGUUCGAGGAGAGAUCGAGGCGGAGACAGAUCGUGUUACUGGUUCCAACAAGGGUAUAUCUCCUGUACCUAUUAACCUGCGUGUUUAUUCCCCGAAUGUGCUCAACCUGACGCUGAUUGAUUUGCCGGGUCUGACAAAAGUGCCAAUCGGUGAUCAGCCUAUAGAUAUCGAGCAGCAAAUCAAAGGGAUGAUAUUCCAGUUCAUCAGACGCGAAUCAUGCCUUAUCCUGGCAGUUACUCCGGCCAACACGGAUUUGGCCAACAGCGAUGCUCUGAAGCUUGCCAAAGAAGUAGACCCACAAGGAUUGCGUACUAUCGGCGUAAUAACAAAAUUAGAUUUGAUGGACGAGGGUACCGAUGCGCGGGACGUGCUCGAGAACAAGCUGCUGCCGCUGCGCCGAGGCUACAUCGGAGUCGUCAACCGAUCGCAGAAAGACAUUGACGGUCGCAAGGACAUAGCCGCUGCACUUGCGGCUGAGAGAAAAUUCUUCCUUAGCCACCCGUCAUACCGUCAUUUGGCCGAUCGUCUCGGUACCCCUUACCUACAGCGAGUGUUGAACCAACAGCUCACCAACCAUAUCCGCGACACUCUGCCCAGUCUCCGUGACAAGUUGCAGAAACAACUACUGACCUUGGAGAAGGACGUCGACCAGUACAAGCAUUUCCGACCCGAUGACCCGUCUAUUAAAACUAAGGCCAUGUUGCAAAUGAUUCAGACUUUGCAAACCGAUUUUGAACGCACCAUCGAAGGUUCCGGAUCGGCGCAGAUCAACACCAACGAAUUGUCCGGUGGCGCUAAGAUCAACAGGCUUUUCCACGAACGUUUUCCUUUUGAAAUUGUCAAAAUGGAGUUUGACGAAAAGGAACUGCGCCGCGAGAUCGCGUUCGCCAUUCGAAAUAUCCACGGUAUCCGAGUGGGUUUGUUCACACCGGAUAUGGCGUUUGAGGCUAUCGUGAAAAAGCAGAUCGGACGUCUGAAGGAGCCGUGCCUGAAGUGCGUCGAUCUGGUUGUGCAGGAGCUGUCCAACGUUGUACGGAUUUGCACCGAACGAAUGUCUCGUUACCCGCGCCUGCGCGAAGAGACGGAGCGCAUCAUAAUGUCGCACGUGCGCUCGCGGGAGCAGAUGUGCAAGGAUCAGCUGGUGCUGCUCAUCGACUGCGAACUGGCUUAUAUGAAUACCAAUCAUGAAGAUUUCAUUGGAUUCGCGAACGCACAAAAUCAGUCUGAGAACUCUGCGAAGUCAGGACAUCGAGCGCUCGGAAAUCAGGUGAUCCGAAAAGGAUACAUGUGCAUUCACAAUCUGGGAAUUAUGAAGGGAGGUUCCCGCGACUACUGGUUCGUACUGACUUCUGAGAGCAUCUCGUGGUACAAGGAUGAAGAGGAGCGGGAGAAGAAGUACAUGUUGCCCCUCGACGGGCUCAAGUUGAGAGAUCUCGAGCAGGGCUUCAUGUCGCGGCGACACAUGUUCGCACUCUUCAACCCUGAAGGCAGAAAUGUUUACAAGGAUUACAAGCAAUUGGAGUUGUCGUGUGAAACUCAAGAUGACGUCGAUUCGUGGAAGGCUUCGUUCCUGCGCGCGGGAGUCUACCCCGAGAAGACAUCGGAGGCGGCCAACGGCGACGAGAACGAAGGAUCUGAGAAUUCGGACAGCACAGGCACCAGCAGUAUGGACCCGCAGUUAGAGAGGCAGGUGGAGACCAUCCGUAAUCUGGUGGAUUCGUACAUGCGCAUCGUGACGAAGACAACGCGAGAUCUCGUCCCCAAGACAAUCAUGAUGAUGAUUAUCAAUAAUGCCAAAGACUUCAUUAAUGGAGAAUUACUCGCGCAUCUGUAUGCGUCCGGGGAUCAGUCUCAAAUGAUGGAAGAGUCUCCCGAGGAGGCACUGAAGCGUGAAGAGAUGUUGCGCAUGUACCACGCGUGCAAGGAGGCGCUGCACAUCAUCGGCGACGUGUCCAUGGCCACCGUGAGCACGCCCGUCCCGCCGCCCGUCAAGAACGACUGGCUCGAGAGCAGACUCGACUCCAACCCGAGACUGUCGCCGCCCUCGCCCGGCGGCCCGCGCCGCGCCGCACCCGCGCAGCAAGGUUCAUUGGGUCAGCGCGGAGCUCCCCCGCCGCCCGGAGCGGGUGCAGGACGUCCGGCGCCGCCGCUCCCCUCGCGGCCGGGAGGCGCCGCCCCCCCGCCCCCCGCUGCCAGACCCGUGCCCUCACAGGGUCUGCCCGCACCGCUCAUUCCCACGCGACCCGGCGGGGCGAGUGCUGGCGGUGCGAUGAACCAACUCCCGCCGCAAAUGAGGAACCAGAUCAACCAGGCCGUCGGGCAGGCCGUCACCAACGCGGCCAUCAACGAGCUCAGCUCCGCCUUCGCGAGAUUCAAUCGCCCGAUGCCGAAUAUGCCGCCGAAACUGCCCGAACGACCGCAGAACGGUCGGCCAUUUUGAACGCGCUCCGCCUUCGCCGCCAUCUUGUGAUUAGCUUUUAUCAUGUAAAUAUAUUUUUUAUCUUGUAUAUUGUUGUGUUCAAUGCGUAAAACGUUUAGUGGAUUACUUGGUGGAUGGUAUUCAAAUUUAGCAUUUUACUAUGCAAGUGGGGCCCAUUCGCGUACUUCACGAUUUUAUCGUCGAUGGUUCUGUUAUUAGGCACAAUGUUGAAAACACGUAAUGUGGACUUUAAUAAUUAAACUUAAUGAAAUAAUGUAAUCUAAUUGCAGCUUUAAUUUAUUAAAAUUGUACUUUGGAUCGAAGUUGCUUUAAAAAGUGUAUAGAUAUUUGUAUUGUAUUUCAAAUCUUUAAAAAGCGUUUUAGUAUCAUGUCGUAACGUAUAUAGAUCGACCGAUUAACUAAUGACAAUAUUUGUUAAGUUAACGAAAAAAAAUGUAUGUUUUAUAAAAACUUUGAUUUUUUUUUAAAUGGUUUUAGAAUCAACGUUUGAUAGUUUGGUUCUUAUGAAGAAUUGUUAACGGAAAAUUUACGUUGCAAAAAUACCGUAACAAAUGGGAGUUUAGUGCUAGUCGUGAAUAAUAAUAAAUAAUAAAAAAUCGCAUUUCAUCGAAAUUAUGUCUCAAAUGCUGUGGUUGUAAAACGUAAUGACCAAAUUACCUAUCACUAAAUACGGAACUAUUUUACAAUCUCUAGUAACUUAGCAUUGAGCUUACUAGGAAAUUAAUUACUAAUAAAACCUUAGAGGUUCAGGGUAUAGCUUUAUUUAAUAAUCAAAAUUAGUCUGAAAUAUAAUAAUUGCACCUGCUGUAUUCAAUAGUUUACGCUGUCGCUUUACAGAAGUAAAAAUGUGGAAAUGUAUAAUAGUAUUAACAAAUUCAUAUUUAUUAUACGAAAUAGUACUCUGCAAACCAGUUAUCGAUGUAAUUAUUUUCCUACAAUUGAUAUAGUGUCUAAACCUCGUCAAAAUUAUAUUAAGUUCAGUACAAAAAAUAAAUAUAUAAACGAAACUGACCUUAUACCUCCUUUGCUCUGUUAUGUAUUGUUAAGUAAUCUACAACCCAAGUCAAUAGAGCCUAUAAUGUUUAUUAUAAAUAAAUAUUGUAGAUCUAAUAAAUACAUCACAAGUUUCACAAUGAAAAGAGAAAAAUGAGUUUUAAUACGACUUUUUAAAUUUAAUUAAAACUAGACGAUGACCUGAUGAUUUUUUUGAUAAAGCCAUCUUGUCUUUAAAGCGGUUAGUUGCCCUCAAUUAAGAAAAAU